GUUUUAACUGCUAUUUAGAAGAGAGAUCUUCUCAAAGACUGAACACCUUUGCCCCUUCUAUUAAGGCAGGAGAUCUCACAGCACACAUCUUCUGAGACUUCUAAAUCUGUGAAAAGGACAAUGUGAGCUGCUGCCUUCAGGCGUCCUGAUAAGUUGGUGUUGAGAGGAAGCAGUUAGUGCCUUGCUGUUCAGUCAGCAGAAUUUCUGAGGAUCCUAGCUCCUGUUUGCCAUCCCAACCAAAUAUUUGCCAUUUCCUGUUUGAAACGAGACGACUCGUGAAUUGCAGCUGUCAGCCAUAUUUUUCAAGGGAGAGGACUACCUUUUCCUCGUAUAACUGACCAUAACAACAAAUACGCAGGGAUGUCUAAGAAACAAAAUCAGAAAGAUCCAUCAGGGUUUAUUUUUGAUGUGCAGUCCAACACUGUGAUGGCCCAAGGAGGAACCUUUGAAAACAUGAAGGAGAAGAUCAGCGCAGUACGUGCGGUGGUCCCCAACAAGAGCAACAAUGAAAUCAUUCUGGUGCUACAGCACUUUGAUAACUGUGUGGACAGAACAGUGCAGGCCUUUAUGGAAGGCAAUGCCAGCGAAGUAUUGAAAGAAUGGACAAUAACUGGCAAGAAAAAGAACAAAAAGAAGAAAACCAAACCCAAACCUCCAGCUGAAGCAGGCACUGGCCUCCCAGAUCCUGGGAAACUGGCAUCCACCGAAGGGGAACAGUCUGCAGCGUCCUCGGAGAAGGGCGGGAUUAAUGGUUACCACGUCAACGGCUCAGCCAACGACACAGAGUCUGUGGACUCGCUCAGUGAAGGCUUGGAUACGCUUUCAAUAGAUGCCAGAGAGUUAGAGGAUUGUGACUCGGCCACACCUGACAUGCCUGAUGGAACAGUGUCUGAGCUAGACAAUGGAAUAGUGGACUUUGAGCCAAAGUCACCCGUAAUGCACUCUUCCCAUAAUCCUCCAUCUGUCAGGCCGCAGCCAGGGCAGAGGAAUGCCAGCAAGUCUAGGUCCACAGCAAGCAACCAGAUGUCGGCUUCCUUCUCUUCAGCCAUGCUGGAAGAUGUUCCGGUUUCUUCUUCCAGCAAGAAGUUAGGUUCCAAUAUUGAGAAAUCAGUGAAGGACCUCCAACGUUGCACCGUCUCACUGGCACGGUAUCGAGUUGUGGUUAAAGAGGAGAUGGAUGCCUCCAUUAAGAAAAUGAAGCAGGCCUUUGCUGAACUGCAGGGCUGCCUCAUGGACCGAGAGGUAGCGCUCCUAGCCGAAAUGGACAAAGUGAAAGCAGAAGCAAUGGAAAUCCUGGUCAGCCGACAGAAGAAAGCUGGGGCUCUAAAGAAGAUGACUGAUGUUGCCGUGCGCAUGUCAGAGGAGCAGUUGGUAGAGCUUAGAGCUGACAUAAAGCACUUUGUCAGCGAACGCAAAUACGAUGAAGACCUGGGCAGAGUGGCACGAUUCACCUGUGAUCUGGACACAGUCAAGAAGAGCAUCAGCUCAUUUGGGCAAGUUUCCCAUCCAAAGAACAGUUACUCAACCAGAUCCCGGUGUAGCUCCCUCACAUCCGUGCCCCCGAGCCCCAGCGAUCCCUCUGCCCUGGCAUGUGCCUCUGCUCCCAGCCUUCCCCCUGCAAGCAGGAAGCCCCCGUCCUCGGCAGAAACACCUGCAGCCGGAGCCAGCGCCGGCAGCCGUCCAUGCCUGCCUCACCGAGAGGCCUUCCAGGGUAACAGGAGACGAGGCCAGGGUUCCCGGCUCCAAGGCCAGCGCCGUUCCGGCCCCUCCAAUCCCGGAAGACCCGACAGUACGAACCGGUCCAGAAACGGGCCUUGGGCACAGCCCAGUUCCAAGUCUCAGAAUUCCCAGUGCCGACCUGCAGGGGUUGCUAAUGACCCUGGCCAGACUCAUUCCACAGGAACCAGUGGAACUGGUACCGUCUCGCCAGGGAGCCAGCCCGUCCACUUGGCCCAGGCGCAUCCAGCCACACCCGACACAGAAACCGUGGGUCUCCCCCAACGCAGGCCGAGGGCCAGGCAGCUGGAAGCGGCCAGUUCCUGAGCAGCGAUCCAGAGCCUUUCCCUCGGCUUGAGAACGGGACUGUAGGAAACUCCUCGCUAGAGAUUAACAAAGGGACGUUUACACUUCUCUCUGGGGCCCCUUUUCUCUCCCCUCCUCUGUGCGUUUCCUUCCCUGCCCGCUCUUUGUGGAAGCUGCUGACGGCACCUCCAUUCAUGUUACUGCAGUGGGGCGGGUUUGGGUUUUCCUGAGAACACUCUGCUGCCGCUAGAUCUUCUGCGUCCCCGGGCGACUGCAAGUAUCCUGAGGCAUCUUUUCCUGCAGGCCUGGGCACAGCGCAAAAUAACUUCCACGGAGCCCUCCUUGGCCCCGACACCCAGAGGUGUGAAGCUUCCUUCCCCCUCCCAGCCAGCUCCCACUUGAAAUCCCACACUGUUCAUGCUGGCAGUGAAGACGGCUGCUGUGAACUGUGAGUGCUGGGGAGCCGGUCGGAUGGGCGAACGCCUCCUUUUCCCCGGAGCUGCUCCAGAUCCCAGCGGCCACCCGAGCCUUGCUGCAGCCCAGAAUGAAACUGGUCACCAGAGUGUCCCAGACCCUUGCUAGCUGGAGCCAUGUUGCAGUUCUUGUACAAAUUUAGAUGUUCCCUAUUUUUAAUGUUCGGGGCGGGUGUCUCUCUAUUUUAUUCACACCCCACCCUCAUCCCAACCCCAUCUUGUCCCUAAACUAAAUUUAAAAGUCUCUAAAUUAGCAGUGCUAAUCCUAGGUAACGCCAGUCAGAAAUUGCUCCCAUCUUUCUUUAUAGUUGUACAAAUAAAGAUAAUGCUGACGACAUA
Pelodiscus sinensis (Chinese soft-shelled turtle) is the source of this 2834-nucleotide messenger RNA. The record is from RefSeq and is a predicted model, not a curated record. Lineage: Eukaryota; Metazoa; Chordata; Testudines; Trionychidae.